Molecule: messenger RNA, 1053 nt
Organism: Puma concolor (puma)
Lineage: Eukaryota; Metazoa; Chordata; Mammalia; Carnivora; Felidae
Source: RefSeq, a predicted model, not a curated record
CUUGUCACGCAGGUGGACUUGAGGCGCCAGCAGAUCUCGCAGAUUGUGGAGGAGGUACAGAGGGUCGUCCACCAUCUGACCGCAGAGAUCAGCCUCCAAGACCUCCGAUUUCAGGCCGUCCCUUACUCUGACACAUACAAUGGGAACAUUAAGGUUUUGGCCCCCUGCCAGUUCCUCGUCACGGUCCCGGUAAAGGGCCUGGUGGGGUACAGGGAGGCCAGGGAGCAGCGCUGGCGAUACUACACCCUGCGGGGCACCAGGCUCCCCUGUCCCUUGCAGGACCCAGAGGGCCUGCGGCAGUGGCUGGAGGCGGAGCAGUUCAUGAAGAGCCAGUGGCAGUGGCAUGAGGCAGACGUGAACAUUGAGGGAGAUAUUGUGCCCGCCAAGGUGCUCCAGGUGUUCCGGAAGCUGGUAGAAAACGCAAUUGGAACCCGUCAGCUCUCAGGUGAGCGGAUCGAGAAAAGUACAAGAGCACAGAAGCUUGGUUGUUGUGAAACCUCCACAUGUCAGGUGGAGCUAGAGCUGGUCCCCACGGUGGAGAUCCCUACCGUCUGGCCAAAUCGUAGAAAGUCCUCCCCCUGUCUAGGCAGCUGGCCUUCCCGACAACGAGUGGAGUGUAUCAAGUCGUUUGGGUUUGCCUUGUUGGCCUGUUCAAAUUAUCACUGGCAGCAGAGUUUCCUGCAGGCUGAGCAGGUACUGCUAGACCAGCUGGAUGAGGACGGGGGCUGCCGCAGGAAGUGCUUCCAGGCCCUGAGGCAGAUGAAGGAGGACGUCUGGUGUCCGGGAAAGAGGCCUGUCAUCACGUCCCACCAUCUGCAGACGGUGCUCUUUUGGACUUGUGAGAAAUACCCCCACCCGAAGGAGUGGCAGGUGUUCAGCAAAGCGUUCCUGCGCCUGGUGAGGAAGCUGCACAAGUGUGUGAGCCAGCACUUUCUGAAGCACUAUUUCGUGCGCAAGAGCAACCUGCUCCAGCAUGCCAGCUCGGGCGAACUGGACACCGUGGCCCAGAAGCUGGCUCUCUUCCUGAAGAACCCCCAGAUCGGCCUGCCCUGA